Oldenlandia corymbosa var. corymbosa is the source of this 369-nucleotide messenger RNA. The record is from the annotation of a GenBank genome assembly. NCBI's taxonomy places the organism in Eukaryota, Viridiplantae, Streptophyta, Magnoliopsida, Gentianales, Rubiaceae.
AUGUCAAGGGAAGUGUAUGAAGACAUGAAAGUUGGUAACAUUGCCAUAACAAAAGGGGUCGUUGUGUGGACAUUUGUGUUGGCUUUACACACUGAUCCUGAAAUUCAGGGAAAUAGUUCUUAUGAAUUCAAUCCACAAAAGUUUGCAGAUGGCGAUGUCAAGACUUGCAAGUAUCCACAGGCAUAUAUGCCAUUUGGAAUCGGACCAAGGGUUUGUCUUGGUGAACAUUUGGCAACGAUGGAGUUCAAGAUUCUGAUUGCUCUCAUAGUAUCGCGAUUUACUCUUUCCCCUACUUAUGUUCAUUCCCCUAUCUUGCGUUAUAUUAUUGUGCCCCAAUACGGUGUCAAUUUGUGUGUUAAGAAACUUUGA